UAUCCCAAAACCAAACCAAAACACAUUUCAACUAGUUCCAUUCGUCAUUCUUAUAGAAUCUACGAAACUAUAUUCGAUGUCAUAACACUUGCUUCAUUGCGACUUCAAUUGGAAUAAGAAGAUAACUUUACUUUUUCUAAUUAGGUUGUAGUGAAUGUAAUGAUAAUUUCAGUAAAUAUCAUCAAAUUUCGGAAAAUUCACCGAAAAGGAUAGCAUAGUAGUAUAGGUCACCACCCCAACCCCCACUAAGUACGCUCCUUGCCGCGGGUUCGAUCCCCGGGAAGAGCAUGCAUUUGAGUAAUCAAUGAAUGCUUAUUGUACAUCCCGGUAUCUUGGUGCAUGUGGCAUAAAUGUCAAUGACUUCUUACUGCGUGAGUCGUAUAAAGAAAUAUAAGUUCCAUGGCUCAGACGCGUUUCAGACUCCCAAAAAAACAUAACUGUUGUAUUAACUUAGAUAUUUAAUACCACUUAAUGCGUUUAUUUAACAUAAAUUGUUAAUAGGAUAGUAGAAGUGAAAAGUAUUAAUCGAUUAGUAUCCCUCACCCUGAGAUUUAAAAAUAGGAUUCGGAGCUUUGAGUAGCAAGUCGUGUAGUGAGUGCAGGCGUGACGUGUGUUGUAUGGCGUAGGCGUUGUGUUGCGUGUACUUGUGUACGUGCAUGACGCGAUCGAUAGGCGGCGCGCGGCGCGCGGCGGGAGGCCGCGCCUGAUAGCGGCGCGCACUGAUAACACGCUCGGCGAGCCGCGUGUGCCGCUCGGCCCGCCCGCGCCCUUAUCACAGAUUGUCACGCCUAGCCGCCUGAACUUAGUCCCGAGUUACACAGUUCAUGCGUAGUGACUUUGUUACAACGCGCCACGCACUGAUGCUGUUUAUACUUUUAAAAUUGCUUAGAUCAACUAUUUCUUCUCGAAAACCAACCCAAUCAACCUAUCAAAGUAUAUUAUUUAAGAAUACAAUUACAAUUAACAGGUGUGUCUGCGUCUAAUAACGCGUGUCUUUGCAUUUAUUUGGGACAAAAAUUGUUGAAAAACUCUGAACAUUUCUUUAAGGGUAAUUUUCUAUAAUAAUCAUUCAUUACCAAAUCAAUCGUUAUCAUGUGAAUUUAAAUCUAUGUCAAUAUUUUAUAUGAGUUUCUAGCAUGGCUUUGUGUCCACCGCCGCGCUGUUACGAAGUCACUUAGUGGGGAAGUAAUCUGUUGAUCGAGCGAAGUGAAGGCGGGCUUACAAUGAGAAAUACAUCAUGGCGUGUGUACAAAAAACGUAAAAUGAUGUGGCAAUCCACAUCGAUUGCUGUAUUUAGUUAAUUAUAGUUAUUAAUCCGAGUUACCUGAAACGUUGAAAAGUUUCGAUAAAAUGUGAUCAAAUCGGGCGGCGCUAUCGUUCUGUAUUGUACGUUACACGUUAACGUUCAAAAAUACAGAGCUCCACACGCAGGCGAUGUCGCAAGAGCCCGGCGCGAGCCCGUAGCGGCGGCGCAGCGACAGCGGCAACGAACUGCUACCUAGUGGGCGGGCCACAUGAACCUCGCCCCCUCGCAGAUGGCGAGCCCCGCGCUCGGUGAGAUUGAGGAACUGACGUUAUGCUCGUGCUGCAAGCGAACCUUCGACGACGUGGAGCGGCAGCCUAAGCUACUGUCGUGCAAGCAUCACUUCUGCCUGGCGUGCGCGCGGGGCGUGCUGUUGGCAGGGCGCGAGGUGUUGUGCAUGCACUGCUGGAAGCGGACCGAGCUGCCGGGCGGGCAGGCCGCCGCGCUGCCCACGCACGGCGCAGUGCUGGCCCUGGCGCGGCGCCUGGCCGGGGCCCCCCCGCUGCUGCGGGACCUGGCCCGCCUGGCCGCGCGCCAGCGCGACCUGCUGCUGCGCGCGCUGGACGCCGCCACCGAACUCAACAUGCGCCUCGAGGCGGAGCUGGCGGCGCCGGCCGUCGCUCCCGCCGCUGUCGCUGUCGACUCUCUGCCGGCCGAGCGCGAACACUUGCGCGCUCAACACGCUGAAGCAUUAGUGCAAUGUCGUCUCGACGAUCUCGUCCGGAGGGCGACGGUGCCGCUCGACUUUGAAUUAUUAGGACGCACGCUCACCGGGUUAGGGCCGAUUGAGAUUCCUUUAGCGCCGGGCGCUGCGAGUGAGCGGCGCGACCCCCUGCUGCUGCUGGGCAACUACUGCACGGCCGCGGUGUUCGCGCGGUCGUGGGCGGCGCCGGCGGGCGGCGAAGCGGAGGUGGCGGCGGACGCGGGCGCGGGCGCUUCACCCAGUUCUAGUGCGUCUUCUGCCUCGGCGGUGGCUUCGCCGCUUUUACGUAAUCCGGGAAUGUUCCCUUUAUUUUACUUCAAAUUAGAAGUGAACGGUGCCCCUUUCGGGCGCAUCGUGAUCGAGGUGCGCGACGACGUAGCCCCGCGGAUGGCGCGCAAUUUCUCGGUGCUGACCAGCGGCGAGCUCGGCGUCGGGUACCGCGGUUGCGCCGUGUUCCAGUGUUGGGAGAACGAGAGCGUGAUCACGGGCGACUUCGAACUGAACAACGGGCGCGGCGGGCGGUCCGUGUUCGAGGAGAGCUACUUCAUGCCGGACGACACGCGCAUGGCGGCGGUGCGGGGUUCGGUGGGCAUGCGCCGCUCGCAGAAGCGCCGCGACCGUCGGGGGCUGGUGGGCUCGCAGUUCCGGAUCGUGCUGCGCGAGAUGCGCGGCUUCACGGCCAUCUUCGCCUUCGUGGUGGAGGGGCUGGAGCUGGUGGACCGGCUCAGCCGCGCGGGCGACAGCGCCGGCAAACCGCACUCCGCCAUCCUCAUCGCCAGCUGCGGGAAGCUCUCAUAGACGACCUUAUUACUUGUAGUAACUUUCAUCUCCUGGGACUCUUGUACCUUAUUAAUGACUAGGACCAAUCGUAUUAUUUCGAAAACAGCUAUUUUUGUUUACGUAGUUCAUCAAAUAUUUUAAAAUGUUUAUUCGAGAAACACGUUGUAUAGUUCUACAGUAUACAUACGGAUAGUUAGGCGACAUGGUGCCCAGGUGCCGCGGUUUUAAUUCGACUAGAUAACAUGUACCUGAUUGGCCUAGUCCUAAUUGACCCAUAAUAACAUUUUGUUAUUAGCGUGGGGCAAACGAGUUUAAUUGAUAAAAUAUUAAUUUUAACGUUUCGAACAUGUGUGUGUCAAUGUGCUAAAAUAUUUUAGAAUAAUUUAUGUAGCUCUAAGGAGUGGAGCGCUUGGGGCAGCCUCCCCAAAUAUGAGACUGGGCGCACUCCGUCAGUAUAGAUAUUAUAUUUACAAAUUGACGUAGGUGCCCUUAUGGAGAGAAAAGAAGAGUAUAUGGGAAUAAGUGGCGGAGAUUGAGCAGCGUGAUGCUUCUCGAGGAGUCAAGACUGUGAUGAGAGCCGGAUGCCAGUGCCUGCUUAGUAACGGAUCUAUUUACUGUAGCUGUGACGUACUCGUGUGUUCGCGACUCAGCGUAACUCGCCUAUUUUACCAAAGAGUACGUAUAUGUAUAAGUGGAGCUUGGCGCGAUACCGUGUGACAUACCGCCAGCACGCCACGCCACGUGGAUGUAACUCGUGUUGACUAAAUUCAUAUUUUAUGGUAGUAGCGUUUAAUUUUGUCGGUAUACGAUAGACGACGACCAAGGUCUAACUCUUUUUGAAUGUUAUGUCUUCGGUAAAACCGAAGACAAUCGAGAUGAAUAAAUCAAUCUAUGGAGCAGUAA
Molecule: messenger RNA, 3689 nt
Organism: Trichoplusia ni (cabbage looper)
Lineage: Eukaryota; Metazoa; Arthropoda; Insecta; Lepidoptera; Noctuidae
Product: peptidyl-prolyl cis-trans isomerase E
Exons: 1
Coding region: 1515-2804 (429 amino acids)
Biological process (GO): protein peptidyl-prolyl isomerization
Molecular function (GO): peptidyl-prolyl cis-trans isomerase activity
Source: RefSeq, a predicted model, not a curated record